This is a messenger RNA of Plectropomus leopardus (leopard coralgrouper), 1011 nucleotides long. It is a transcript of the gene sft2d1, whose product is annotated as SFT2 domain containing 1. Lineage: Eukaryota; Metazoa; Chordata; Actinopteri; Perciformes; Serranidae. The record is from RefSeq and is a predicted model, not a curated record. Gene Ontology annotation, biological process: vesicle-mediated transport. Gene Ontology annotation, cellular component: membrane.
CAUGGACAACACCAAACAAUGUAUUGUGAACAAACUGAUCCUGAGUCAGCACUUACAUAAAAACAUCGUUCAGGAAAGGCAGGAAGUCAAACUUGUCACUAACUGACAAAACUUGCAGACACAAACAGCAGACGUAGCUAACGUAACAUUUGGAAAAAAGAAAUUAGGACUUUUUUCCUACUCAUUUUGCCAGCUAGCUUUUAGCGAUGGACAAGCUUCGUCGUGUGUUAAGCGGACAAGAGGAAAAUGAAGAGUUGGGUCUCACUGCACAGGUCCUUGAUGCCAGCACUCUCAGCUACAGCACCAGGGUGAAAUGGUUCGUCAUAUGCUUUGCUGGAGGCAUCCUGUGUUCAAUACUCGGUUCAGCACUGCUGUUCCUUCCAAAUGGAAUCAAGCUUUUUGCCUUCUUCUACACACUAGGAAACAUCACAGCUCUUGCCAGCACCUGCUUCCUAAUGGGACCGCUAAAACAGCUGAAGCGCAUGUUUGAACCAACAAGACUGAUAGCCACCAUUGUUAUGCUGCUCUGCCUUGUCUUAACACUUUGCGCAGUGUUUUGGUGGCAUAAAAAAGGGCUGGCUAUCUUGUUCUGUAUUAUGCAGUUUCUGGCGAUGACGUGGUAUAGCAUCUCGUACAUUCCAUUUGCCAGGGAUGCGGUGAUGAAAUGCUUCACAACCUGUCUGAGUUAGGACACCUUAGUCCACAUUGUGUGAAGACUGGUCCUAAAAUGCAAACUGUAAGAACAGUGCCUUUGUAAAAUAUACAUCUCUUCUGUUUAUACAUUAUAUCUCCAGAUUUUUACUAUGGCUUGUUUCAUACUGUGAAUUCUCGCUUUUUAAGUCUAGCUGAUAACUACAGUAUAAUCAGAUACAACACUUACCUUUAGCUUUUAAUGUCAGAGAAAUUAGUGCCUUUAAUGCUAAUAUAUUUCAAGAUAUUCCUGUUUUCUGAGGAUUUUAUACCAUUUAAGUGCAGGGAAAUUAUUUUGAUUUUCUGUAAUUUACAACACAA